Messenger RNA from Paramecium sonneborni, 433 nucleotides. NCBI's taxonomy places the organism in Eukaryota, Ciliophora, Oligohymenophorea, Peniculida, Parameciidae. The record is from the annotation of a GenBank genome assembly.
AUGUGCUUUUUGGUUAUCAGAAAAUAUUAGAGGACAGCUUUCCUAUAUUUUAACUAAAUGAAAAUGAGAAUCGAAAAGCACUUAGGAUAUAAGAUUAGUAAGAUGAAUUCAGUUAGCGAAUUAAUAAAUCAAUGCUAAAAUAUACCAUAAGAAAUAAAGGUACUGAAAUUAAUAGUUGUAAAUAUCAGGAAUGAGAUUUAGAUUAAUAUUAAAUAAGGUUGGAGCAUAAUAGAUAAAGAAUGCUAAAGAAUACUUCGGAAUUAUAAACUUAACAGCAAAGGUAGGAAGAUAAUUGGCUUGUUAAAUUGCCAUUGUUAUAGCAGUAGAUGGAUAGCUAGAGACAUAUUAUACAAAGAUUACUUCAGAAGGCAUGAAAUAACUAGCCAUAAUACAAGGAGAAAUAAGAAAUGAAAUGAGAUUCACAAGACCUUGA